UUAAUGACCUUAGACCUUAGACCACUCAGAUGCUACUAAGCCAAGGAGAAACCCAGCUGUAUCAGGCCUAGAAAUGUCUGUCCCCACCCCCAUUCCCUUUUAAGACAGUGAGUAGGCCGGAAUUCUGGUUGAUAAAUGAGAGGAGCUGAGAAGGAGCUGAGAGGAGCUGCAGUGAUGACUGUUCCGAGAAUCUGAUCUGCGAGGAGACGAAUCUCCACAUGUGCCAUGGAGAUGCUUUGGGAAGAAGAGCUGGCCUACCUGCCCGAAGGAGGACCAGACAGAGAAGGAAUGGAUGAAAGAAAUGCUUAAAAGGAGAUGGACUGACUGGAGGUGCCCAAGAGGAAAAUCUGAAAAGGAAAACAGAGGCUGAAUAUUGGGAAACCUUCUAGGCGGAGCAGGAGGCCACCCACCACCAUGAGCAGCACCCUGUCGCCCACAGACUUUGACAGCUUGGAAAUCCAGGGCCAGUACAGCGACAUCAAUAACCGCUGGGACCUGCCUGACUCAGACUGGGACAAUGACAGCAGCUCGGCCCGCCUCUUUGAGAGGUCUCGAAUCAAGGCCCUGGCAGAUGAGCGAGAAGCUGUGCAGAAAAAAACCUUCACCAAGUGGGUGAACUCGCACCUGGCCCGGGUGACGUGCCGAGUGGGAGACCUGUACAGUGACCUGCGGGAUGGACGUAACCUCCUGAGGCUCCUGGAGGUGCUCUCGGGAGAGACACUGCCGAAGCCCACAAAGGGCCGUAUGCGGAUCCACUGCCUGGAGAACGUGGACAAGGCGCUGCAGUUCCUGAAGGAGCAAAAAGUGCACUUGGAAAACAUGGGUUCCCACGACAUCGUGGACGGGAACCACCGCCUGACCCUCGGGCUGGUCUGGACCAUCAUCCUUCGAUUCCAGAUCCAAGACAUAAGUGUGGAAACAGAAGACAACAAGGAGAAGAAGUCAGCCAAGGAUGCCCUGCUGCUCUGGUGUCAGAUGAAGACCGCCGGGUACCCCAAUGUCAAUGUGCACAACUUCACCACCAGCUGGAGAGAUGGACUGGCCUUCAAUGCCAUCGUGCAUAAACACCGGCCAGACCUGCUGGAUUUUGAGUCCCUGAAGAAGUGUAAUGCACACUACAAUCUGCAGAACGCUUUCAAUCUAGCUGAGAAGGAGCUGGGACUUACAAAGCUGCUGGAUCCUGAAGAUGUGAAUGUGGACCAACCAGAUGAAAAGUCAAUUAUUACCUAUGUGGCUACUUACUACCACUAUUUCUCCAAGAUGAAGGCCCUAGCCGUGGAAGGCAAAAGGAUUGGCAAGGUGCUGGACCACGCCAUGGAGGCAGAACGCCUGGUGGAGAAGUAUGAGUCCUUGGCCUCAGAGCUGCUGCAGUGGAUCGAGCAAACGAUUGUGACCCUCAAUGACCGGCAGCUGGCCAACUCCCUGAGUGGGGUCCAGAACCAGCUACAGUCCUUCAAUUCCUACCGCACUGUGGAGAAGCCACCCAAGUUCACCGAGAAAGGGAACUUGGAAGUGCUGCUCUUCACCAUCCAGAGCAAGCUGCGGGCCAACAACCAGAAGGUCUACACGCCCCGCGAGGGCCGCCUCAUCUCCGACAUCAACAAGGCCUGGGAGCGGCUGGAGAAAGCCGAGCAUGAGCGCGAGCUGGCCCUGCGCACAGAGCUGAUCCGCCAGGAGAAGCUGGAGCAGCUGGCUGCCCGUUUUGAUCGCAAGGCUGCCAUGCGGGAGACCUGGCUUAGUGAGAACCAGCGCCUUGUGUCCCAGGACAACUUUGGGCUGGAGCUGGCGGCAGUGGAGGCAGCGGUGCGGAAGCACGAAGCCAUCGAGACAGACAUCGUGGCCUAUAGCGGCCGGGUGCAGGCGGUGGACGCCGUGGCCGCAGAGCUGGCCGCUGAGCGCUACCACGACAUCAAGCGCAUUGCUGCACGGCAGCACAAUGUGGCGCGGCUCUGGGACUUCUUGCGGCAGAUGGUGGCCGCCCGGCGGGAGAGGCUCCUCCUCAACCUAGAGCUGCAGAAGGUGUUUCAGGACCUGCUCUACCUCAUGGACUGGAUGGAAGAGAUGAAGGGCCGGCUGCAGUCCCAGGACCUGGGCAAGCAUCUGGCUGGAGUGGAGGACCUGCUGCAGCUGCAUGAGCUGGUGGAAGCAGACAUUGCCGUGCAGGCUGAGAGGGUGCGGGCUGUCAGUGCCUCAGCGCUGCGCUUCUGUGACCCAGGAAAAGAGUACAAACCUUGCGACCCCCAGCUGGUGUCUGAGCGAGUGGCCGCCCUGGAGCAGAGCUAUGAGUCACUGUGCGAGUUGGCAGCGGCUCGGCGGGCCCGCCUGGAGGAGUCCCGGCGACUCUGGCGGUUCCUCUGGGAGGUGGGCGAGGCUGAGGCCUGGGUGCGGGAGCAGCAGCACCUGCUGGCCUCAGCGGACACCGGCCGGGACCUGACGGGCGUCCUCCGCCUGCUCAACAAGCAUACGGCCCUGCGAGGCGAGAUGAGCGGCCGGCUGGGGCCCCUGAAGCUAACCCUGGAGCAGGGCCAGCAGCUAGUUGCCGAGGGCCACCCUGGGGCGGGCCAGGCGGCCGCCCGGGCAGCUGAGCUCCAAGCCCAGUGGGAGCGGCUGGAGGCCCUGGCGGAGGAGCGUGCCCAGCGGCUCACCCAGGCUGCCAGCCUCUACCAGUUCCAGGCAGAUGCAAACGACAUGGAAGCCUGGCUGGUGGACGCACUGCGCCUGGUGUCCAGCCCCGAGCUGGGGCACGACGAAUUCUCCACGCAGGCCCUGGCCCGGCAGCAUCGGGCCCUGGAGGAAGAGAUCCGAGCCCACCGGCCAACCCUGGACGCCCUGAGGGAGCAGGCCGCUGCCCUGCCUCCUGUGCUGAGCCGCACACCCGAGGUGCAGGGCCGGGUGCCCAGCCUGGAGCGGCACUAUGAGGAGCUGCGGGCCCGGGCCGGCGAGCGCGCACGUACCCUGGAGGCGGCCCUGGCGCGCUACACCAUGCUCAGUGAGGCCGGGGCCUGCGGGCUCUGGGUGGAGGAGAAGGAGCAGUGGCUCAAUGGGCUCGCCCUGCCGGAGCGCCUGGAGGACCUGGAGGUCGUGCAGCAAAGGUUUGAGACCCUGGAGCCUGAAAUGAACGCCCUAGCAGCACGAAUUACUGCCGUGAAUGACAUUGCAGAGCAGUUGCUGAAGGCCAACCCCCCGGGGAAGGACAGCAUUGUCAACACCCAGAAGCAGCUCAACCACAGGUGGCAGCAGUUUCGGUCCCUGGCGGAUGGCAAGAAGGCAGCUCUGACGUCAGCCCUGAGCAUCCAGAACUACCACCUAGAGUGCACAGAGACCCAGGCCUGGAUGAGAGAAAAGACCAAGGUCAUCGAGUCCACCCAGGGCCUGGGCAAUGACCUGGCUGGGGUGCUGGCGCUGCAGCGUAAGCUGGCUGGCACCGAGCGGGACCUGGAGGCCAUCGCUGCCCGGGUGGGUGAGCUGACCCGGGAGGCAAAUGCUCUGGCUGCUGGCCACCCCGGCCAAGCCCCUGCCAUCAACGCCCGGCUGGGAGAGGUGCAAGCUGGCUGGGAGGACCUCAGGGCCACCAUGCGGCGUCGAGAGGAGUCGCUGGGCGAGGCGAGGCGGCUGCAGGACUUCCUGCGCAGCUUGGAUGACUUCCAGGCCUGGCUCAGUCGCACGCAGACCUCUGUGGCCUCUGAAGAAGGGCCAGCCACUCUGCCUGAGGCAGAGGCCCUCCUGGCCCAACAUGCAGCCCUGCGGGGAGAGGUGGAGCGGGCCCAGAGCGAGUACAGCCGGCUGCGGGCCGUGGGUGAGGAGGUGACCCGCGACCAGGCUGAUCCGCAGUGCCUCUUCCUCAGGCAGCGACUGGAAGCCCUGGGAACCGGCUGGGAGGAGCUGGGCCGCAUGUGGGAGAGCCGGCAAGGCCGUCUGGCCCAGGCCCAUGGCUUCCAGGGGUUCCUGCGGGAUGCUCGCCAGGCCGAGGGUGUGCUCAGCAGCCAGGAAUAUGUUUUGUCUCACACGGAGAUGCCAGGAACACUCCAGGCUGCUGAUGCCGCCAUAAAAAAACUGGAAGACUUUAUGAGCACCAUGGAGGCCAACGGUGAGCGGAUCCGUGGGCUCCUGGAAGCCGCGCGCCAGCUGGUGUCCGAAGGCAACAUCCAUGCUGAGAAGAUCCAGGAGAAGGCAGACUCCAUUGAGAGGAGACACAGGAAGAAUCAAGAUGCAGUGCAGCAGCUUUUGGGCCGUCUUCGGGACAACCGAGAGCAGCAGCAUUUCUUACAAGAUUGUCAAGAGCUGAAACUCUGGAUUGACGAGAAGAUGCUGACGGCCCAGGAUGUGUCCUAUGAUGAGGCCCGCAACCUGCACACCAAGUGGCAGAAGCACCAGGCGUUCAUGGCUGAGCUGGCCGCCAACAAAGACUGGCUGGACAAGGUGGACAAGGAAGGGCGAGAGCUCACUGUUGAGAAGCCAGAGCUGAAAGCACUGGUAUCAGAGAAGCUGGAGGACCUGCACAGGCGCUGGGACGAGCUGGAGAACACCACCCAGGCCAAAGCCCGCAGCCUCUUUGAUGCCAACCGAGCUGAGCUAUUUGCCCAGAGCUGCUCUGCCCUGGAGAGCUGGCUGGAGAGCCUGCAGGCUCAGCUGCACUCCGACGACUACGGCAAGGACCUCACCAGUGUCAAUAUUCUGCUCAAGAAGCAGCAGAUGCUGGAAAGGGAGAUGGCGGUGCGAGAGAAGGAGGUAGAGGCAAUCCAGGCGCAGGCAAAAGCACUGGCCCAGGAAGACCAGGGUGCAGGGGAGGUGGAGAGGACCUCCAGGGCUGUGGAGGAGAAGUUCAGGGCUCUGUGCCAGCCCAUGAAGGAGCGCUGCCGGCGCCUGCAAGACUCUCGCGAGCAGCACCAGUUCCACCGGGAUGUGGAGGAUGAGAUCUUGUGGGUGACGGAGCGGCUCCCCAUGGCUAGCUCCAUGGAACACGGCAAGGACCUGCCCAGUGUCCAGCUCCUCAUGAAGAAAAACCAGACCCUGCAGAAGGAGAUACAGGGCCAUGAGCCGCGGAUCGCAGACCUGAAGGAGCGGCAGCGUGCUCUGGGGGCAGCGGCAGCAGGCCCGGAGUUGGCUGAGCUACAGGAGAUGUGGAGGCGCCUGGGCCACGAGCUGGAGCUUCGCGGGAAGCGACUGGAGGAGGCCCUGUGGGCCCAGCAAUUCUACCGUGACGCCGCGGAGGCAGAGGCCUGGAUGGGCGAGCAGGAAUUGCACAUGAUGGGCCAGGAGAAAGCCAAGGAUGAGCUGAGUGCUCAGGCAGAGGUGAAGAAGCAUCAGGUAUUGGAACAAGCCCUGGCUGACUAUGCCCAGACCAUCCACCAGCUGGCAGCCAGCAGCCAAGACAUGAUUGACCAUGAGCACCCAGAGAGCACGCGAAUAACCAUCCGUCAAGCUCAGGUGGACAAGCUGUACGCCAGCCUGAAGGAGCUGGCUGGAGAGCGGCGGGAGCGCCUGCAGGAGCACCUCCGGCUGUGCCAGCUCCGCCGCGAGCUGGAUGACCUGGAGCAGUGGAUCCAGGAGCGCGAGGUGGUGGCAGCCUCGCAUGAGCUGGGCCAGGACUACGAGCACGUGACUAUGCUCCGGGACAAAUUCCGAGAGUUCUCCCGGGACACAAGCACUAUCGGUCAGGAGCGCGUGGACAGCGCCAACGCAUUGGCCAACGGGCUCAUUGCUGGGGGCCACGCCGCCCGGGCCACCGUGGCUGAGUGGAAGGACAGUCUCAACGAGGCCUGGGCUGACCUGCUCGAGCUGCUGGACACGCGGGGUCAGGUGCUGGCAGCUGCACACGAGCUGCAGCGCUUCCUGCACGGGGCACGCCAAACGCUGGCACGGGUGCAGCACAAGCAGCAGCAGCUUCCUGACGGGACCGGCCGGGACCUCAAUGCCGCCGAGGCCCUGCAGCGCCGACACUGUGCCUUUGAGCACGACAUCCAGGCCCUCAGUGCCCAGGUCCAGCAGGUGCAGGAUGACGGCCACCGACUCCAGAAGGCUUACGCCGGAGACAAGGCCGAGGAGAUCGGCCGGCACAUGCAGGCUGUGGCCGAGGCCUGGGUGCAGCUGCAGGGAAGCUCUGCUGCCCGCCGCCAGCUGCUGCUGGACACCACGGACAAGUUCCGCUUCUUCAAGGCUGUCCGGGAGCUGAUGCUGUGGAUGGACGGGGUGAACCUGCAGAUGGACGCCCAGGAGCGGCCCCGGGACGUGUCCUCUGCAGACCUGGUCAUCAAGAACCACCAGGGCAUCAAGGCAGAGAUAGAGGCCAGGGCUGACUGCUUCUCCUCUUGCAUCGACAUGGGGCAGGGGCUGCUCGCCAGGAGCCACUACGCGGCCGAGGAGAUCUCGGAGAAGCUGUCUCAGCUUCAGGCUCGGCGCCAGGAGACAGCUGACAAGUGGCAGGAAAAGAUGGACUGGCUCCAGCUUGUUUUGGAGGUGCUGGUGUUUGGGAGAGAUGCAGGUAUGGCGGAGGCCUGGCUGUGCAGCCAAGAGCCGCUGGUACGAAGCGCUGAGCUGGGCUGCACGGUGGAUGAAGUUGAGAGCCUCAUCAAGCGGCACGAGGCCUUCCAGAAGUCAGCCGUGGCAUGGGAAGAGCGCUUCAGUGCCCUGGAGAAGCUUACCGCGCUGGAGGAGCAGGAGCAAGAGCGGAAAAGAAAGAAGGAGGAAGAGGAACGGAGGAAACAGCCCCCUGCUCCAGAGCCCACAGCCAGGCUGCCUGCAGGGGACCUGGCCGACAGCCAGACGGCUCCUGAUGCUACUUGGGACGGAGCCCACCCCCGGCUACCAGCAUCCUCUCAGCCAGCCAGUGUUAACGGAGUCUGCACAGAUGCCGAAUCCCCGCAGCCCCUGAUGGAACAACAGAGACUUGAGCAGGGCAGCUUCCCAGAAGGGCCUACACCAUUGUCUUCACAGGGAUCUGGUGCUGGGGACGAGGCCAACGGGCCACGGGGAGAGAAGCAAACCCGGACACGGGGCCCUACCCCUCCUAUAAUGCCCCAGAGCAGGUCAUCCGAGUCAGCCCGGGUUGCCACCUUGCCCACUCGAGGCCCGGAGCUCUCUGCCCAGGAACAGAUGGAAGGGAUGCUGUGCCGCAAACAGGAGAUGGAGGCCUUUGGCAAGAAGGCUGCCAACAGGUCGUGGCAGAAUGUGUACUGUGUCCUGCGGCGUGGGAGCCUUGGCUUUUACAAGGAUGCGAAGGCAGCCAGCACGGGGGUGCCGUACCAUGGAGAAGUGCCUGUCAGCCUGGCCAGGGCCCAGGGCAGCGUUGCCUUUGAUUAUCGAAAGCGCAAGCAUGUCUUCAAGCUGGGCUUACAGGAUGGAAAAGAAUAUUUAUUCCAGGCCAAGGAUGAGGCAGAGAUGAGCUCAUGGCUGAGGGUGGUGAAUGCAGCCAUCACCACUGCGUCCUCUGCCUCUGGAGAGCCUGAAGAGCCUGCAGUGCCCAGUGCCACCCGGGGCAUGACCCGGGCCAUGACCAUGCCCCCAGUAUCACCGGCUGGGGCUGAGGGACCUGUCAUACUUCGCGGCAAGGAUGGCAGAGAACGAGAGCGAGAAAAGCGCUUCAGCUUCUUCAAGAAGAACAAGUAGUUGGGGGCGAGACCCAGGCCAGCUCCCUCCCUCUGUCCAGGAAACUGCCAGAGACCGUCGACAGGGACCACCCUCUUGUCAGGACAACUGCCUGCUGCUAGGGUCUGUUGCCAAGGUCAACCCAUCACCAGGAACUGUCUCUGGGGACAAGUCAGUGUUCCCAAGGGCAGCCCUUCUCUUCUGCUAUUUAAUUCUAGACUGGUGGUGGGACCCAGGCGACCCCCAAAUUCCACUCCCACCCUCUUCCCUUUUCCCCCCGGCCUUAUGCCUCUAUCCCCCACCACAGCGCAGACAGCGCUGCACCCUCAACAUAGGCCACGUGGGGACUGGUGGCCCCUGCCUCAGGGUCAUUCUCCCACUACAGCUAGGGCACACCAUCCAUUCCUUGCCCCUGGGGACCAGCCAGGACCCUCUCAGAGCUGAAGCAGGACCCGGGGGCAAGAUUGCCAGAUGACAAGCCAGGAGGCCGAAGCUCCCCCUUCCCAUCCUUCCUUAUCCUCUGACUCAAGUGGCCACUCCAUCUCCAUCGACUCUCAACAGCUUCUGGGUGUGAGUUGUUCAGGGGCAACCACAGCCUUGAGUCUGGCCAAGGAGGUGAUUAAACAGCUCAGCUUCUC
Camelus dromedarius (Arabian camel) is the source of this 8222-nucleotide messenger RNA. RefSeq names its product spectrin beta, non-erythrocytic 2 (gene SPTBN2). Gene Ontology annotation, cellular component: spectrin; plasma membrane; cortical actin cytoskeleton. The transcript is spliced from 37 exons. The coding region runs from base 415 to 7605 and encodes 2396 amino acids. Gene Ontology annotation, molecular function: actin filament binding; structural constituent of synapse; phospholipid binding. The record is from RefSeq and is a predicted model, not a curated record. Lineage: Eukaryota; Metazoa; Chordata; Mammalia; Artiodactyla; Camelidae. Gene Ontology annotation, biological process: actin cytoskeleton organization.